CAGGAGCGUUAUCAAGCGCAUGUAAGCGGGGAAAGAAGUGUUGCGAUAUAAAAUUUUUUCACGGUAAUAAAAAAUUAAAAUAAAAAGUAGAACUUAAUAAUUGUGUAAAUAAAAAGCGCUGAAAAACCGUGAGACUCACGAAAAGCUGCAGAAAAAAAAAUUAAGGAUAACUGCAAAAAAACUUCAAAAAAUGAAUCUUUUCGCGGCCGCCGUAAACCCAGCAAUGCUCUACGAAUUAAAAGGGACACUACAUAACACUCACCGCACCCUUCAAUUAUCCCUUUUCCUAUUGUUCGCCAGCACUUUGUCGAAUGCUAACCCCAUUUCUGUGCCCGAAAUAGUUAGCAAAUCUGGUAAAAAUAUUGGCGGCACAUCCUCAUCCGCUUCGUUAAUGAUCAAGCCGAGUAUACAGAAUGCCCAACUGAAUUCGCUCAAUGCAUAUGCGACCAACUAUGGCCACUUUGCGGCACAGAUCCCAAACAAUGGUGCAGAACAAACUCACACCGCUGCCACCGCAAGCGCCACCAACACAAAUAACUUUAAGCCAUCCUAUAAAUUACCCGAUUUAGAGCAUAAUUUUACGCCAAUACAAACGGUUAAUGGUGGCAACUUAAUGCCGAAUGCCGCCGCGCUAACAGCUGUGGCACCCAAUGUGAAUAGCAUUGCCAGCAGUAAUCUGCCACAGCCCACGCCCGUCUUAAUGCAAUACCUGCCACAAGCAAUGCCCGAUAACGGCGUGCAUUAUCUGCAACUCAUACCGACGCGCCCACUUAUUGUGCCGAUAAGUCCAUACUUGAAUGGAAAUACAGCACCGUCGGCGUCACAGCCCAACUCCCAUGCACUACAUCCGCCAUUGGCUGCAGCUAUCAAUGGUGGCCCAUUGCAUAAUGCAGUACGGACGCCUGUCAUACUAACAUCCGAAUCGAUCAAUGGCGAUGCUAUACAUCAACAGCAGCAGCAGCUGCAGCAGCAACAACAACAUCCAGCAGCUACGGCAGCAUUGAUAGAUGUGUCGAAUGCAGCGCUGCCAUAUGGACUCCAAACGUAUGCGAACGCCAUACAGCCAUACCGUAGCAGCUAUCGUAUAAAUCGUGAGGCGAAGGGGAAAAACUUCCCCGCUACAAUGACACUCAAUAUGAAUGAAUAUAUACCGGGGCCCAAUGAGGCGUUGCGACCGCUGUAUAUGCGCGGAAGGCCUUGAAUUUAUUAGAAUGCGAGUGAUGCAGUUGAAGGGUUUGAAGGAAAGAAAAUUUGUAAUAAAAGUGGAAGAGGUGAAAGAGGAGUGAUGGCGAAGCAGAGUUGAAUAAAACGCAAAGCAAAUGAAUUUAAGUACGAAUUUGCCAAAACGAUAUGUUUCAACUUAGCACUUUUUUUAGUAAAACAUGAAAUUUGAAAAGGAAUUAAAGUUCUUGCCAAAACUAUAUGUUUCAACUUAUCACUUUUUCAGCAAAGCAUGAAAUUUUUUAA
Molecule: messenger RNA, 1467 nt
Organism: Anastrepha ludens (Mexican fruit fly)
Lineage: Eukaryota; Metazoa; Arthropoda; Insecta; Diptera; Tephritidae
Exons: 2
Coding region: 191-1201 (336 amino acids)
Source: RefSeq, a predicted model, not a curated record